Messenger RNA from Phaeodactylum tricornutum CCAP 1055/1, 1404 nucleotides. RefSeq lists its product with no specific name. The annotation marks the transcript as partial. Gene Ontology annotation, molecular function: methylenetetrahydrofolate reductase [NAD(P)H] activity; FAD binding. The record is from RefSeq and is a predicted model, not a curated record. Gene Ontology annotation, cellular component: cytosol. Gene Ontology annotation, biological process: tetrahydrofolate interconversion. The transcript has 3 exons. Lineage: Eukaryota; Bacillariophyta; Bacillariophyceae; Surirellales; Neidiaceae.
CACACAUUCACACAAUCACACAUUCACACACUUGUGCGACACCCAUCCGUCCUUUACAUUGGAAUCCAACCGACCACCCGACACUCGGAAGAUCCCUCUCGAUUGCGUUGCCUCAACUCGUGUACUGUUGUUACCUUAGCCGCACACACACACACACACUCUGUCUCUCCCGGCAUUGGCUUGGAUCCACAAUCGAAAAACAAUCACACGCGGAUUGGCUGUGAAAACAUACCAAACAUACACCGAUCGACACACCAAAACCGAUACAAAAUCUCGAUGAGUUCUUCUACGCCAGUGACGAUGAGUCCGGAGGCCUUGUCGUGCGUCGUGCCCGGUACGACUCCGGAUCCUCGGAUUGGGGACGUCAUUGCACAACCCCGUCCCGAUGGCAAGCCUUUUGUUUCCCUCGAGUACUUUCCACCCCGCACCGCCGAAGGCGUUCAGAAUCUACACGCCCGUAUGCAUCGUAUGCGCGAUACACUCCAACCCGCCUUUACGGACAUGACCUGGGGUGCCGGAGGUUCCACGGCCGAAUUGUCUCUCCAACUCGCUCUCUACGCCCACAACACGGGACACGUGGCCAAUCUACACAUGACCUGUACCAACCUCGACAGCGGUAAGAGUAGUACUAGUACUAGCAGUAGUAGUGAACACAACGGCAACGCCAGUGACGACGUUGCUUCUGCGGAUCCCCGCGAAACCCUCCGUCGCGCACUCCAACAAGCCCACGACGGGGGCAUCCGGAACCUCGUGGCCUUGCGGGGAGAUCCACCCGCCGGACAAGAAACGUGGACCGCCACCGAAGGUGGCUUUACCUGUGCACUCGAUCUCGUCGAAUUCAUUCGAUCCCUACCGGACAUUGGUGCCGACUUUCAUCUCGCCGUGGCGGGAUAUCCCGAAGGACACCCCAACGCCAUUUCCGAAAUUGCCGAUCCGACGACCCUCACCGCUGCCGAAGCCGCACGGGCCAGUGUCACGGACGGAAAAACAUACUGCUGUCUCGAUGCCGAUUAUCACAAGGAAAUGGAGUAUCUCAAAAAGAAGGUGGAUGCCGGUGGUGACAUGAUCAUGACACAAAUGUUCUUUGACGCCGCCGUAUUUUUGCAAUUCGUCGAGGACUGCAGGGCCUGGGGCAUUACCGUCCCCAUUGUCCCCGGACUCAUGUGCAUCAACGCCUACGCCGGAUUCGUCAAAAUGGCCAAAUUCUGCAAGACCCGCGUCCCGGAAACCCUCCGCGCACGCAUGGAAGCCAUCAAGGACGACGCCGCCGCCGUCAAGGCCUUUGGCGUCGAAUUCGGCGUCGAAAUGUGCCGAACACUCCUCGCCAGUGGACACGUAUCCGUCCUGCACUUUUACACUCUCAAUUUGGAAAAGGUCGUUUACGGCGUGCUCGACGCCCUGGGU